CUCACACUGCCAGACCCACCGGAGUACAGGUGAGCAGCAUGACCAGAGAGCUCUGAAUCCAGGAUUUUUAUCUGUCGCCGUGAAACCRUGACUGCUGCAGACUAAAGUCACCUGCUGCCUAGCUUAUUUAUCUGAACGGGGGCAGUAAAUGAACCUGGAUGUUGCCUAAAUUAAGCACAGAGAUCAACUAGGAAUGCUAGUUUCAAUAAGCCUAAAGCAGUUUGGAUUUAUUUUCAAAACCAAAGCUUUUAACCAAAGAGGACAUUGCUGAUGCAGCUCGGAAUUUACCAAAACAAGAAAAACAGAAAUAAUCUUUCCUGCCCCAUAAACUGUGUCGGCCUUUAAAGGAUGAGAAACAAGCACAAAGCAGCUCUCGCAAAAUACUUUGGGAGAUGGAAAACAAAACAGCCUCUGGAAUGACCUUUCCAAAGUGAAGUGUUUUUUUUUUCUCACAUGCACCUUAAACAGGAGGAAGUUCCAUAUACAUAGUUUCCCCUCACGUCACCGUAGACUUAUGAUCUUCAAGAUAAAGAGCAGAUCCCUUUCUUGGAAGGCAAAGUAAUCUGUGGGCUGCAGACUGAGACGCAAACGAAAAAAGCAUGUUCUGCCGACCAAAAUAGAGGAGGAAAGGAAAGAGAAAAAUCUGGGAAGGGGGAAAAAACUUGGGAGUUUCAUUUGCCCUCUGCUCCACAUUUUUUUGUGGCUGUUUUUCCAACGGGAAUUCUUCCAAAGGACGUUGGAGCUGACCCUCUGGGAGGUCCAAUUAGACUGAGAUAAACACUUCAUGAAGGAACAAAGUAAGAGUAAACUCUUUACGCCAAAUUUCAGCUGACUGCUUGGGGAAGGAACCCGGCUGCUGCAGGAGUCAUGCCUGGAAGAAGAAACCUGGAGUGCUGAAGUGCCUCUUUACAUUCUCAGUUUUUAGGYGAUUAAACRCUGUUGUUGAAGAAAGGAUACAGGCGUAGGGAUCUGAUUCAGGAUCGCGAUGGAGAAAGGCCAUACAUCUAUYAGGAGAGGGGUGAGCUGGAGUCCAGGAGGAUUGAGAAAACCUAUCGAGUCAAAGCAAGAAAUGCAACCCACUGAGACCGACCACAACGCAUCCUGGGAGAAGACGGGAUUUAGCACACAGCACAUCAGCCGCAAAACAAAUCUGAGCAGGAGUGCCAGUUUAUCGGAGAAAGAGCUGAAGGAGGCACGGCUGAAGAGUCACAUCAUUGCUGCUCAGCUCACCAUCCCCUCCAACUCCGGAUCCAGCUCCAGGGGUGUGCAGCUUUUUAAUCGGCGCAGGCAGAGAGUGAACGCCUUCACGCUCGAAAGCUGCGGACAAGGGUCAGAGGUGGACAAAACUGAAAAUGUGAAAAGGGAUUCCUUGUCCAACAAGCAAACCUGGGCAGAGAGGAGCUGUGAGGACAAGGACACAGACCUGAACUUAAAUAAUAAUAAGUCACACUUUUUGCCAGCUGCAAGCAGCCCUUCAACUGGUGGCAUAAUGGAAGAAGAAAAUAAGAAUUUCAUCAAAGAUGAAGACACGGAGGACUAUGAUAUCCAGGAAAGACACUUCCUCCCUGUCAAAGAAGAGCCGGAAGAAGAAGACGACAUAAAGGAUAAAAUUCACGAGGGUCUAGAGGACGAUGCGAGGCACAAAACUCUGGAUGAGAGUAAUGACUCUCAUCCAGCUGUGAUGGCACAUGUUGAAAGGAAGACAGAAACAAGUGAGGGCCACCCAGCAGUUGUUCCCUCUGAAAAGCUUCUUAAUGGCUGUCACAGCACCUCUGGUUCAGAGAGGAUUUCCUUAGUCUCACCCUCCAAGCAGACGCCUGCCUUCCUCAACAGAACAGCUCGACCUUUCUUCUCACCACCAACUGUGCUCUCUCCAGAUUCAGUCAAUUCUGCUGUAGAAAUCCCACCUCCUCCAUCUUAUGCCACUCCUCCUCUCCCUUCUUCGACUCAACCUGUCACGUUCUCUCCUCCGCCUCCACCACCAUCAUAUCCAACACCUCCUCUGCCGGCCUUCACAAACCGACCCCCACAGACGUUCUACACUAGUCCACUUCCAAUGUCUCCUCCCAUGUCCCCUCCAUGUCCUUCGCCAUCCAACUUUCCUGUUUUCCAGCACCCACCUGCACCCCACUGUGGCCCUCUGACAGCUCCAAAGCCUUCCACCUUUGUUCCACAGUCCACUGGAGAAAGGAAGCUGAUAACACCAAUCAAAACAGGAAUACUAGAAGAAGGCGCAGUCAGAAGGGCAAACAAGAAGUCAAUGUUUACAUUUAAAGAGAAGCCAGUGGUUGCUCCAAACCCUGAGCUGCUCUCUCUGGUGCAAGGAGCGGAUGAAAGAAAGAAACAYGGACACAGAUCUGUCCCUGAACCAGCACCUGAAGAGGAGUUACUGGCUUUGGGAGCAGAAGCUUCCAACUUCCUUGCCAAAGCAGAGGUAAAGACAGAGGGAGCAAGAGCCCCAGAGUGGGCAUCCUGUCUCAAAAGCUCAAAGACCAGACCGAGGCUGGACCACCGUCCAGAGCAGAGCCUCACGAAUGUGUCAGGCAAGGGGGCUGAAUUGUUUGCCAAGCGUCAAUCAAGGAUGGAGAAAUAUGUUGUUGAGAAUCAGAAUCCAGGACAAAUUAGAUCUCCCUCCCCCACAAUGUCUUUACCACCAUCCUGGGUUUACCCAUCGAACAUGCCAGGAAGGGUGAAAGCCAUUGCCAAGAACUCUGAAGUGAGCGCACAGAUUUCGCAAAAUCUAAAGGCCCAGCAAGCCGUCAAGCAAAAACCAAAACCAAAAGUUGCAGUACCAGAGCCAGUUCCAGAGCCACCAACUACUUUAGAAAAUGGCUGCUCCAAGAUAGAGAUGGACCUCGCAAGACACCGUCCCUACCAGCUCAACUCUUCCCUCUUUGUCUUCAACCCGGUCAAGGACCCAUUAAGCACGUUACCCAGAGGAGCACCACAAGCCAACAACCAACUCAGCAGCCAAAGUUUGUCUAGACAGACUUCUCUACCUAACACCUCACCAUCUUAUUAUGGCAGUAUGUCACCUCAGUUACCUCUCACCUCCCCAAGAGGAUCAGAAUACCCAGCAAAUCCGGCUUCAACACAUCCGAGGAUCACUUCUUCGAUGUCUCCUUUUUCUCCAGAACGAGUUUCCUCCCCUCGGUCUGGAGUUCAGGCACCAAAGCCGACGUUUUCUGCCAAGAAGGCAGGAAUUACACCACAGGAAUCAGAGGAUUCAUCCCCUGUUGAAAUUACUGGUGAAACACCCACCGCAACCAGUACACCCAGCCUAACCMGACGCUUCAACAGCCCGGCAAACCAAGCAACUAGAACAUGGAUCYCCAGCUCUCAAACAAGCCAGUCACCAACCACCACCAGUGGAUCUAUCCGUUYUGUCACGUCUCCUGUCAAUUUGUCCAGUAAUGCAAGAUCCCAGUCUUUUAUAUCCAGUCAGAAUAGCCAGUUUUCCUCUGUUAAUUCCACUUCUGCAUCCAGGCCCCCCCGAGCAGCUACAGUCACUUCUCCAUGCUCUCCACCUUGGGGUUCCAGAUGUCAGUCCCCAGCUGUCAGCCAGUCCUUCACUACUGCCUCCAUUCCUUUUUCCAAACCCUCUGAAAACUCUAAAACCCAUUAUCCUAUUUCUCCUCCUUGGGGUUCAAGAUGCCAGUCCCCAUCUGUGAGCAAUAAUAAUAAGACCUCCACUGCUUCGGCUUUCUCCGUGUCCAGACCCUCCAUCACAUCUGUCGCCACCUCUACAAUGUCCCCUCCCUGGGGAUCAAGGUGCCAAUCCCCAGCAGUKAGUCAGAAUACCCAAACUUCCACMUUUUCCCCUGGUCCUACAUCCAGACCUUCCCAAACUCCUCCUUGGGGAUCAAGAUGUCAGUCGCCUUUCGUAAGCCAGAAUAAUCAAUCCUCCGCUGUUUCUGUCUCCCCAUCCAGACCUCUGCAAAUAUUUUCAGCCACAUCUCCUGUCUGCCCUCCAUGGAGCCCCCGCUCCCAAUCACCUGCACUGUUUCAAAGYAGCUCAUCCUUUCAUUCUACUAAUCCUCUGCACACAACGGCCGCUGCCUCCCCUCCACGACAACAAAAAGACAAUCGCUGCACGUCCCAGAUUGUUAACAACCUAGACUCAAAAGCAAAUCACCGUCUCCUUGCAAAGAAUAUUAUAAAUGCAGCCAAACGUAAAAMCAGCCCCUCCCCUGGAGCACCGAGCAGUCACGGCCUCCCCAUUUCACCUGUGGGAAACUCUCAAAACGACUGGCAAAAACCACCAAUUAGCCCCUUCCAGCAGAGGUCCUUGGGUGCACAGUCUCCYACCUUCACCAGCCCUCCUGUCACCCCGACUCAGAGAAUCUGCUCGCCCGUAAGGCUCUACAACACCCGUUCUCUGACCGACUCCGAUGCCUCUGUUGAGUCCGAGGACUCGGGCCUCAGGUCGCCUGGUCUACAUUCCUACAACACCUGCCCCCGUGGCUGGGGCGGCAGCCUGCGGGUCAAAAGAAGUACKGUCUCCACUGACCUGUGAGAUUGUUAAACUACUGGAUGUUCAGAAUUUCAUCAUUCAUAGACCCUUGUUUGGCCUUGGAAGAUAAUUUGAGUUUUUGACUGAGUUGCCUUAAAUUUCAGAGAAGCUAAUUGUUGGACCUAAAUCAUAGUAAAUGUUACAUUAAAAUAGUUUUAUGUUUCCACGGGGCUCACAUUCCUUGUGUGCACUGACAAGAACAAGUUUUUUAUGAAACACAGUUGCUGUGGCUUGUACGCUUCUGACAUACCAAAAAGUGCUCAAAAAA
Poecilia reticulata (guppy) is the source of this 4781-nucleotide messenger RNA. The record is from RefSeq and is a predicted model, not a curated record. NCBI's taxonomy places the organism in Eukaryota, Metazoa, Chordata, Actinopteri, Cyprinodontiformes, Poeciliidae.